AAAGUAGUGAAACUGAAAUCAACAUCGAGGUUAUGUGCAGUUGCUGCUGAUUCUGUAAAGGACGUCAAAGCGAACAUUCACAGAAAAUGUCUAACAAUCUUCGUUUUACAAGGGAAAACAAGUUUCUGACAUGGGAGCAACGACUGUUUUACGAAAAAAAUGGUUAUUUGGUAUUCCGUCGUCUUGUGCCGCAGAACAUCCUAAACCAUUGCCACGAAAGGUUCGACGGCAUCUUGGCUGGCAAAGUUCCACACAAUGGGAUGACCGUAAUGUACGACGUGAAGGACAGAAAAUCCGUCAAUAAAGUGCAGGACUUAGCACACGACAAAGUUUUCCGGGAAUACAUCGAGUAUAAAAGUGUCCUCGAUAUUGUGGAAGCCAUCACCGGGCCAAACAUCAUGGCCGUGCACAGUAUGCUGAUCGCGAAACCACCCGACAUCGGAUUCGGGACUUCCAAGCACCCGCCCCACCAAGACUUGUAUUACUUCCCGUUCCGGCCGGCUGAUCGGAUAGUGGCGUCGUGGACUGCCAUGGAACCGUGUUUUCCUGAGAAUGGAUGUCUUUACGUGUCUCCUGGCACGCAUGCACAGGAUCGUUUGCACAAACACGACUAUCCCCCGGGAGCGGAGCCAGGAUCUGUCAACAAAUUCUACCACGGCAUCCUGGACCUUUCCGAGCCGACGAACUGGGUACACCUUGAAAUGGAACCGGGUGACACGGUAUUCUUUCAUCCUCUAUUAAUUCACGGGUCCGGCGUAAACAUGUCAAACAGAACGAGACGGGCCAUUUCUUGCCACUAUGCAGCGGCGGAGUGCCAUUAUAUCGAUGUAACCGACACAGUCCAGAAGGGUAUCGGCAAAGAGAUCAUAGAUCACGUGCGUAAAAUGUCACCCGGUGUCGAAGUCUGCUACGAAGACAUAUGGCGUUUCAAGGCCAGCCUCGUACGCGGAAUUCAAUCGUCCCUAUGAAGAAGAUCGUACGCUAAAUUUGAUUUGUAUUUCAAGGUGGUUGCACGUGCGAAUAAU
Dufourea novaeangliae is the source of this 1025-nucleotide messenger RNA. Its product is annotated as phytanoyl-CoA dioxygenase, peroxisomal-like. The coding region runs from base 87 to 968 and encodes 293 amino acids. The record is from RefSeq and is a predicted model, not a curated record. Gene Ontology annotation, biological process: fatty acid alpha-oxidation. Gene Ontology annotation, molecular function: phytanoyl-CoA dioxygenase activity. The transcript has 6 exons. NCBI's taxonomy places the organism in Eukaryota, Metazoa, Arthropoda, Insecta, Hymenoptera, Halictidae.